AUGAGUAAAUUGCGUAAUUUAAAUCGUCAAUUUAUAUCGAAUUUAAAGACCCAUGAAGUUGUUACCGACGCAAAGCGGAAUUUGAUCUUAUCUAUCCUAAAAUCGACAACUACCAAAAGAGAGGCUAGAAAUUACUUAGAGAAGUAUCAGAGUCAAUUUGACUUUUCAGACAUUACUUUCGGGAACAAGCCAAAGCAGAGUACUUCAUUGGAGCGAAGAGACUCCCAAAGAGAGCUAUUCAUUAAUAGAUAUUUAAAUAAACAGAAUCCCUUUGUUGGCAUAUAUGAAGAUGAAGCUAAAGUGGACAAGAUACCUUUGAGAUUGGCUAUAUUGAAGAUUAAGUUCACUACCAUUCUGGUUCCUAACUGGUUAGGAAUUGCUGAAACUUUGAAAAGACUAGUCCAUUUGGGUAUAUCUCCGAUUAUAAUAUUGGACUAUGAUCAUUUGCCCAGAGAAAACUUUAAAAAUGUAGAGUUGUUUACUAUAGAACAGGCAAGUAAGGUGGUGCAGUAUAUAAGUAGAGCCGCAUCUUCUUCAUCGUCUUCAUCGUCUUCUCCUUCUGACGAUACAUUGGACUCUACAUUGCAGGCUAGUGUAACUAGAUCGCUUUUCACUAAAGCAAAAGAAGGCGGUCUCGAUAUGAUGAGUAUUGAGCAAAUUUUGAUCCCUUUGUAUCAGGGGAUAAUACCAAUUAUUCAACCUAUAGUUUACAACCCCUCUACCACAUAUCAAGAUAUAGUUGAUACUGAUGAAAUCUUGUAUACUUUGUGCUCCCUGUUAUUAGACACAAAUUCUCUAUUAUCGAUUGAGAAAAUUAUUAUGAUUGAUCCCACAGGAGGUAUACCAUCCAUCGAGAGACAGCAUUCUAGUCAUGUAUUCAUAAACUUAUCGCAAGAAUACUCAGAUAUAGUCAGUGAAUUGUACAUUGGACACAUUCACCCGACAAAGAGAGAUUUGCAUUUAAAGAAUUUGAAGACAAUGAAUAAGAUUUUACAAUUAUGCUUCGCUAAGUCUGGAAAUGAUGAUGCUACAGGAAUCAUAACGACUCCAGAUAUUAUGGCCAUAAACAACGAUCAAUUGAAUCCUAUUAUUUAUAAUGUUCUCACUGAUAGGCCAGUAAUCUCUUCCUCGUUACCACUGUCCAGACAGCUAACUCCGCAGUUAUCAACAUCAAUUUUGAAGAAGGGUAUGGAUGUGAACAUUAUUGACGAAAGUCUGUAUCCUCAUAGAUUCACAUUGAAUAACUUAAUUAGAGAUAAUGUAAUUGAUCAAGAGAGACUAGUAGGAUUGUUAAAUGAUUCAUUUGGGAAGCAAUUGAUCUCUGACGAAUACUUCAAAAGAAUAAAUUCUAACAUUAAGAGCAUAAUUAUUAUUGGAGAUUAUGAUGGGGCUGCUAUCAUUACUUGGGAAGAGCAUUCAAAAGGCCAUGAAUCUGCACCAGAAGUUACUACUGCAAUUGCUGGUAAUAAUAAAAAGGGGAAGAUUGCUUACUUGGAUAAAUUUGCAAUUGCAAAGAGGAACCAGGGCUUACCUGGCUUGGCUGAUGUUGUGUUUAAGCAAGUACUUCAGAACAGUCCACAAGAGUUAAUAUGGAGGUCCAGGAAGGUCAACCCUGUGAAUAAGUGGUACUUUGAGAGAUGUGUUGGGUGUACUAGUUCACCCGAGAGUCAAUGGAAAAUCUUUUAUACGGGUGAUAUAUUUAACAAAAGAAUUACGAAGAGUAAUGGUUUCUAUAAGGCCCAUGACAGAAUUGACAUUUCAAAGAAAUUAGAAGUAUAUCUGGACAUAUGUGAACAAAUAGUACCCUCAUUUCAAAAGUAG
Dujonia railenensis is the source of this 1821-nucleotide messenger RNA. Lineage: Eukaryota; Fungi; Ascomycota; Pichiomycetes; Serinales; Debaryomycetaceae. The record is from the annotation of a GenBank genome assembly.